AUGUUCCUUGUAAGCUCUUUUCUCCUUGAGGAUAGUGUCCCAUGGGCCGCUGACUCCAACGUAAAACGACAGGAUUCGAACUCAUGUGACUGUUGUCCUGGUCCAAGUUCCUGCAAAGAGAUUUAUGAAAAAGAUCAGCCAACCGAAAACAAAGCAUACAUGCUGCAGCUUGGCAGUCAAAAGCUUCCUGUCUACUGUCACAUGACUGGAGCUGAUCUUGGCGACUGCGGCCAUGGAGGAUGGACGCUGGUCAUGAAGACUGACGGCUCUAAGCGGACGUUUCAUUACGAUUCGCCCUACUGGACCGACAAGAGAGAAUAUGGCAUUCCUGAAGGAGAAACAGGCUUAGACCAGGAAGAAACAAAGCUACCAACCUACUGGAACACACCAUUUACCAGGAUCUGUCUCGGCAUGAAGAUUGGACACGAGACCAGGUUCAUUCUUCUCAACAAGAAGGCUAGCUCGUUGUACGCCCUGAUUCAAGAUGGUAAAUACCGCCCCACCUCACUGGUUCGUGACGCAUGGAAGUUUUUGAUCGGCCCUGAGGCCUCCCUGCAGAGCAACUGCAACAGACAAGGUUUCAAUGUUAUAGCUGGCAACUCCAUUAAUGGAAAGGCACGAAUUGGUUAUAUUGCUAAUCAAGAAAAUGAUUGCGAUUCACCCGACUCCAGGAUUGGGUUUGGCACCGGAGGGAACAACGACGACUCCAACACGUGUGGAAACGAGGCUACGCAUCAUCCAGACAACGGACACAAACACAUCAAGGCCAUGGGGUACAUCUUGGUCCAGUAAAAAGAACUGACGGAAAUGAUAAGGUUAUAAAUUAAGGGCGUAAAAUCAAGCGGGUGGAGUGAUUUGCUGUUUGAAAUUAAAACUUUUCACAGACGUGUUAUAAUUCACUGCUGGGGUGAAUGAAAUGUUGCUAUCAAAUAAGAAAUAAAAUGAUCAAAUACUAUUUCCUUGUAAGGAAUUGUAUUCCUGGGCUAUGUACGAGCUCUUUGCAAGACCCUCGUCGUGUUCCUGGCUUUGAAUGUCAGUAAACCUUCUCUCUCUCGACAGCAACACAUCUAUGAUAAAGUAUAGUCGUAACUCUUGGCAAAAACAAACGCUUUUAGAGGAAAACCUUAUUGAAGCAGUCAUCUGUUCCUGAACACCGGUUGUCAUAUUGCUAAAUCCUCCACGAAACAAAAUACGCUACCGUUUUAGUUUGCUCAUCUGUCACGAGUAUAUUGACAUGUUUAUAACGUUUAUCUAUCUGCUUAUCUGCCUAUCUUUCUGUCUGUCUGUCUGUCUGUCUAUCUUUCUGUCUGUCUGUCUGUGGCUAUAAUAUAGGCGCACAGGGCGUGCAAGAGUUAUGUCUUAUCAGGAGCAAUAAUCUGGGAAGGAGACCGUAAGCGCGCGCCAUUUCAAGU
This is a messenger RNA of Orbicella faveolata, 1412 nucleotides long. Its product is annotated as putative skeletal organic matrix protein 5. The record is from RefSeq and is a predicted model, not a curated record. Lineage: Eukaryota; Metazoa; Cnidaria; Anthozoa; Scleractinia; Merulinidae.